Xyrichtys novacula (pearly razorfish) is the source of this 34724-nucleotide messenger RNA. Lineage: Eukaryota; Metazoa; Chordata; Actinopteri; Labriformes; Labridae. The record is from the annotation of a GenBank genome assembly.
AUGAAGCCUUUAUCUUUCCACAUCAUCUCUGACAAGACUCUGCUGAGUGUCUUCCUGACUCUUCUCUGGGUAAGUUUUUCUGUAAGCUUAUAUGUCAGUAGUCCUCAAAUAAUGAAUGAUCAAUCCAGUGAAGAGGGUAACCCUCAACAGAAGGAGACUAAACCACAGUUAAGAUUCCCCUCAUGAUACCACUCAUGACAAAGUUUAGACAAUAGAAUCAGUUGUUUGGAAUAUAAGUAGCCUAAUUACAUAAAAGCAGACUUCCUUAACCUAAGGACGAUGGAUUUUUUUCAGAUUGUGAAUUAGUUGCAUGAGAAUUUAUUAUUUUUCAGCAGGAAAUGGCUUUGAAUAAAACAUUAACAAAAGCUGUGCAUUCAGCAUUAAUAAUUAAUCUUUAAUUUUAGACAGCGUUCCGUGAUUUGAAGUUUUUAUACCAGUCCUUGCUUUUUGAGAGGAAAAAAAGUUACAAGUUUGUAGUUAUAAUUUGGUAAAAAAGUGUAGGUCUUAGGAGAUGUAUUUUGUCAGCAUGGUCCAAAAAUAUCUGAACUCGAUAAAUGGGACUUUCUGUCAUUUUGACAGACAGUGGUUAGCAGUAGCUUCUGUGUCACUCUUUUGCCAACUUCUUUUAAUUUUGUAUCUGGGGUGUUUUAACUUUAACAUGAUAAUUUAGAGGCCGAGGUAAAAUAAAGACAUUUCUGAAACAAUUUCAAGAAUUAUUUUGUGGUCAAUUGUACAUUCAAGGUCACAACAACAAAUAUAUGUUUCUGUUAGAGGAUUUAAAAACCUGCCAAUAAGCCUGUUCACUUUUGAACAGGAUUGAACAUUAUAACAGGGUCAAACACCUCUAAAUAGUAGUGUUGUCCUAAACUUUGACAUAAGUUGACAUUUAAAGGUUGGUAGAUAGAGUAUGAUAUGAACAUUGCAUGGUAUAGUGACAAUUCUUGAAGACACAGAGAAUUUACACUGAAGUUUUCCCAACCUUGUAGACUGUAUAGACCAAUGAAUGUGUCUGCAACACUGGGACUGUUUUAGUUUUACAGUGUUUAAUUUUGUCUUUAGGGUGUCGCUGACUCUAAUGCAGAAUCGACACCAGGCACAUCAUCAACCACAGCGGUAACAACAGCACCGAUAUCUGCAGUUUUAACUGCACUCGAACGUAAGUGAGAAUUAUGUGAACAACCAUCAUGAAUAGCCACAAUGUCAUUAAUGUUAGUGAUUGAUAUUGGGUUUUUUUUCUCUUUCUUACAGCUAUGCAACUGUUUGUAGCCCCAGAUAAUGUCAGGAGCAUUAGAGUGACAGAUAAAACUGAGAACAGUAUAACUCUGGAAUGGGACAAAGUCAAUAACAUCCCGUCCUACUUUGUUCAAUAUCAACACAACGGCGACAAGGAGGUACUCAUUAAUGAUACCAGCACAGAGACAACAAUUUCACAUGUAGUCACUGACCUGACAGCUGGGACAAAAUACAACUUCAUAGUCAUCACUACAUUAAAUGGAGCCAGCAGCACUGGAACAAUAAAGGAAACGUUUACCAGUAAGUAACACUUGAUACACUGCUUUCAUAUACAACAUUCACAAUAGAUGCCAUUUAUGAGAUAUUCAAAAUAAAAUUUGCAUUAGAGAUUGUAUACAAAACCAAAGAUACAAUAGAGAUUUGAUGAUUUCAUCCAUUCAGGGGAACUAACUAACUUUUUAUGUAUCCUAGGGCCUCGUAAUGCGAACGAUUUUAAAUACAUAGAUCAAAGUGAGACUAGUAUAACUCCACAGUGGACUAAAGUGGAAAACGACCACUAUGAAGUUGAGUAUGAUUCAGGACAUGAGAGCUUCACUGUAUCAGAGGUAAUGGUGACAAGGACAAUCUCAGAUCUCGACUCUCGACUCCAGUUGACCAAAACGAGACCAGCAUCACUCUGCAGUGGGGAAAAGUGGGUCAAAUCCUUGAUUAUGCACUAGAGUUUGGUGGAAAUGUGAUGAACAUCACAGCACCAAAAGAACAUCAACAGGUGACAGUGACUGUCCCUAAACUUGAAAGUGGGACUAAAUAAACUUUCAGAGUUUUUGCUCUGUUUGAAAAUGCCAGAAGCAGCGGACUAAACUUAGUUGCAGCCACAGGUGAGACGUUUUCUUCUUUAUAGGCUUACAACCAAAGCUCUGUAAAAACAAGAGAGUGACUGAACUCUUUCAACUGUUUCUCAUACUGUUUCUUAACACCUUACUUUUUUUUGGAUAGGGAGUUAAAAAAAAGGGACACAAAACUGAAAGUUUAGAAGUGUGACCAAACAUUGUCUCAGCCAAUCCAUCUUAUUUAAUUCAUAAUUAAUGACUUGUCAAUGUUAAAAGUGUCUAACACAGGAGUGAUUGUUUGGGCUUUGUGAUUGAAGGGUUGUAUUAUUGUUUGGUGGUGAGUGAAAGCUUUUUGUCUCUCGGUUAGUUCCCUUGAAGGUGACUUCUGUCAAAGUUACUCGACGCUCUGUGAGGGAGGUAACCCUGGAGUGGACAAGUUUGCGGAGAGACUGGAGCUACUCUCUCCACAUAAAUGGGGAGUCUUACAAACCAGUUGUAUUUGGAGGUAUUGUGAAGAUUGAUGUUGGUUCUCUUGAUCCUGGGACAGUGUAUCCAUUCAGUGUGACCACAACUUUCUUUGGACACAGCAGCGAAGCUUAUGAAGACUUUACAGUGACAAGUAAGUUCAGAGUUGUUGCCUUGAAGGAGAUUUUUCCAUUGAGUUAAACUACUGUUCUAUGUGUAAACUGAUAAAAAUUAUACAAGUCAUAGCUCUGAAAAAGUUGUGUUUUCACUAAGUUUUGUGCAAUCAUUUUGUCAUUCAUUUCAGCCAUACACUGUGCAAGUGGAAACUGGCAAGUCACCAACUCAACAAUCACAGGAAUGAUUAAUGGCGAGUUUACAAAUGCAACAGCAUCAAACAAAUCAGAAACUCAUACCAGUACUGGGAGUGGGAAAGUGUCAUUUACUGGUCUUUACCCUGGAGAAACCUAUGAGGUUGAACUGGUACUUGAGAAAGACUCCAGACGCUUUAAUCAAUGUGAAGACACAUUUACUAUUACCACCAGUAAGUACCAACCUGUUCCACCAUAUUAACUCAGUGUUUGUCUGCAUUUUUACUGAGACCUAUGUAUUUCUAUGUUUGUUUAUGUACUGUACAUAUUUGAAAAAUUAAGGUCUGUUUUGUUGCAUAUGGAUAGUGAGAGCUGUGGAUAGAUGAGCUGUCAUGUAAUUAGCAAUAUUUGACAUGUUCCUAAAAUCAACAAAUAAACCCCUAAGGAAACAUUGGUGCUCCUCAGUAAAAUAGCCUUUUCUCACAUUAGUGCAAGACUGUUAUUUAUUACGCUUCUGUAUGGGCCUUAAUGAUGUACUUUUUUGACAUUUGGUACACUUUGAAAAACUCCUAUCAAACCUCAUUGUGUUUAGUACAUACUGCACAUGCAUUGAUUUUUAUGUGUUUGAAAAAUGAGACAUUUACUCACUGUUGGUGGAGCUAUUUUCUUAUUGUCUCAUAAAUGUUUUUUUCCUUCUGUUUCCCGCAGUCCCUCCAGUUGUUGAAGCUUACUGUGAGUACAGUGGAUCUGGAUAUUCUGCAUUGAUUGGAUGGAAUGAGCCACCGGGCAUCUGGCGUUCAGUGAGGGUUGUUAUGAGUGGGGAAAUUCGCACAAUACCUUCCUAUUGGGAUCGCACUGUCAUAAUAUCUGGAUUUCAACCUGCAAAAACGUAUAAAGUGUAUGUCACUACAGAAUCCCGAGAAAGACAAUCUCCAGAGUUUGUUUUUUCAUGUACCACUGAUCCAAGGGGUGAGUGUAAAAUGUUACUAAUGCUCUGUAAAAAUACAACCUCAUUGUGAUUUAUUCUUAAUUUUUUAUUACAAUAUUUGUUAUCAGGGCUUCAGACUUGCUCCGUCUAUCAUUCUAGAAGGGAAAAAGGAUAAUGUCACUGUCAUAUAAAUGGGAACCACUCUAAUCGCAUAACGAAUUUCUGUUACAGAGAAUUUACUUCAAAGUUUUCUCUUUGCAGGGGUCAUUGCAGGGUCAGUUAUUGGUGUGCUUCUUUUUGUUGCUCUGGUUGCCUUCAUUUUGUUUAAGAGACCAGAUCUAAUCAGGUUGGUUCUGCCUCAGCGGCUAUAGUCAGAUUAUCCUACUCUGAACUCUGCUGAAUCAGACUAAAUUACUGGACCUUGUUUUUAUUUCCUGUAGGCGAAACAAACCAUUUAUCAGCGGUACCGAACAAAACAAUAAAAAGUCCAAGUAAGUAUAGAUUGAAUAUUCUCUAAAGUAAUCAUCUCUUAAUUUAUACUACACUUUCAGUCUCUUGGUCUUGUAUAGCACUGAGUUCCACCAAGUUUAUUUAUGUCAGUCUUUGUUCUGUACUGAUUGUAUAUGCUCAUUUUCCUACCUGUCAUAAUAUAUUUAAAGUCACUGAUAUAACAAAUUAGGUUUUUUUUUCCCCAGGACUAUCUCUGUGGAUCAGUUUCCCGACCAUUUCUACCAGUUAAGUGCAGAUGCAAACAGAGGUUUCAGCGAGGAAUAUGAGGUAUGCAAAAAAAGCUUAUUGUUCCUCAUUUUUCUUCCAGUAAGAUUGCAAAACUUCCUGUUUUAGUUAAGGUAUCAAUUUGUUAUCUUUCGACCUUUGUUUCAAUCACCUGCCAUGCUAUCCAUCAACCUUUGUACAGAACCUUGCGUCUGUAGGGACUGAGCAGACUCGCAAAGAAGCUUGUCUCCCUGAUAACAAACCAAGGAAUCGUUUCAACAACGUCCUUCCGUGUAAGCCACCCUUUGACAGCUGGGUCAUGCAAUAAUGACCAUUAAUGCUCAUAAAACUGUCUAGAUACACUGACUCAUUCCAUUCUGGAUCUUUAUUUGUUGCGGUGCAACACAAUUAAGCCAUAUAUUAUUUUUUUUAUCUUAGAUGACUGGUGUCGAGUGAAGCUAACUUCAUUGGAUGCAGAUGGGAUGUCAGACUACAUCAAUGCCAAUAACAUGCCUGUAGGUAUCCCCUUAUGACUAAUAAUCAUAAAGUGAAGGUGUUUUUACAGUAAUUGAACACCACCAUACCUACAUGUCCAUCCAAUAUCCAUCAUGUAGCUCUAGCUUGUAAGACCAAAUUUUAAAAACCAACAUCACUAAUAAUUCCAUCAAUGAGGGAAGCUGCCAAGGUUGCACCAAUAUUCAUUUGUGUUCCACCAUUGUCCUGUCAGGGCUACAACAGCAGCAGAGAGUACAUUGCCACUCAGGGUCCUUUGCCCUCCACUGUCAAUGACUUUUGGAGAAUGAUCUGGGAGCAGAGAGUGAAAGGCAUUGUCAUGGUAACCAAUUGCAAAGAGAGUGGAAAGGUGAGUCCUGGUAGAGGCUAAAUCUUUAAAUGGCAGAUUUUAUAGGCAGUGCAGAUUUAAAUAUUGUGAGCUGUUGUGAAUCAUUUGCUUUAUUGACUCACAUUCUCACAAAUGGCAAACGUCAAUAUGUCCUGUUGUUACCUCCCAUUUGGUCGAUUGCUUUCUACACACUUUAAUGAGUUUAAGACCCUUUUUUAAAAAUGUGUACCGAUUGUGUUUCCCCAGACCAAGUGUGAACAAUACUGGCCUGGAGACCAAAAACCUGUCCUGUGUGGAGAGCUUUCAGUCACCAUGACAAAUGAACAGCAGGAGCCUAACUGGACACUGAGGGAAUUUACGUUGAAACAUGUAUGUAAACAUAUAUAAAAUAUUUAUGAUGUACAUAAACAUGAUGGGCAACAACAGUGUUAAAUAUUUAAAUAAAAAUAGUAAUGAUGUUUAACUCGAUCUCCUUCAGAGCACAAAUAAUCAGAAAUAAAAAGGUUUAAAUACAGUUUGUUGAAAUUGUCAGAAUAGCUGGUUUGUUAACAAUUGAUUUCCAAGAGGAUGUUUGACUCCUUAAAUUAACAUUCACUUGGUUAGAAUUUUAGACUUACAGUAUUUUCACUCCACAAUGUAUUUCUUUUCCACAGAAAAACUACUCAGAGGUGCGCAAAGUGAAGCAUUUUCACUUCACAGCCUGGCCUGACCACGGAGUCCCGCAGGGCACAGAGGUCCUAAUCCAGUUCAGAGGACUGGUGAGACAGCACAUUGAAAGAGAAGGGACUGGCGCACCUACUGUGGUUCACAGCAGGUACACAACAGAAAGUUCCUGAUCAUCUGCAAAGGCAUCCAUUUUAUGGCUUUUUUUUGAGUCGCAUGAUGAAAAAAAAAAUCAUUCGCUUCAACACCACAAGGAUCACCUGACAAGCAUUUCUGGCGAGAAUAAGAUGGCUUUUUUCCCCCUUGUCUCUUUUAGUGCUGGAGUUGGGAGGACAGGCACGAUCAUUGCCUUGGAUGUUCUUCUUCAGCAGCUUGAGAAAGAGCGUGCAGUGGGCAUUUACUCUUUUGUGCACAAAAUGAGGCUGAGCAGACCAUACAUGGUGCAAACAGAGGUAAAAACCUCCCUGAGGUUUUAUUUCCUUUAUUAGAUACCUAAGCAGGGGCCUGCUUUGCUUUUGUUUCUACUACCUUUAAUUAACCAUAUGUAAAAGUUGAAUUUUAAUAUUGAGGUGCAUUUGCAUCCUCUAAAAGAAUAAGUUAAUAUUGCCAUCUUUACUGGCCCAUUUUCACUCUUACAAACCAAUCUGAUCAUUUUGUUGUUGUGCUUUACUUUGCCAAAGUAGAUGUGUAAACACACAGAUGACCACGCAUGAAUAAAUCCACUGUCAGGGUUGCACAUCAUAUCACAAUGUUACAUUUGCACCGUUAUAUUUCUCUAAAGCAGGCUUCCUCUACAUAGCCUUGUCAUAUUUCUGAAGGCUUGCAUACUGUUUAUAUAAAUAAAAAGUUAUCUUUGUUUGCAGUUGAUUGUGGUAAACCAGUUGAGGCUGUGGUUAAAUGCACAAAAGAAAGCGCUAGGCAGAUCAUGAUGUGUUUAUUGCACCCCUCGCUCACAGUUCUGCUUUUGAAAUAACCAGCUGCUGUGGUUUCCUUUUUUCAGUCCCAGUAUGUUUUCUUGCACCAAUGCAUCAUGGACACUCUGCAUCAAAAUGAGAGGAGCGAAGAACACAUUUAUGAGAACGAGGACAACAUGUAUGUGAAUGCUACUGCACUCCGAGAGUUUCGGAGUGCACAAAGGCACCCAAGCCUGAGUUGAUUGUCAGUCUAGAUGCACAUAAUAAAGAGUUGAUAUUUAAUCCUACAUGCUAGGUUUGGUUAAGCAAUGAAAAUAUAAAACAUAUUUUAUGUUCACCUUUUCCAUGUUACCCUUAACUUUUUAUUUAACUCUAAUUUUGUGUUUCAUCUUUUUAAUGUAUUUUCAUGAUUAUGAAUUCUAUCAUAGAGGGGGAAACUUCAGAGGACAGAAGAAUGUUUUAAAACUUAAAUAAGACAAUAAGUAAAGAAAUGUAAAUAAUGAAAUUAUUACAUAAAAUAAAAAUGAUUUUCAACUUGUACAAUAAAUGAUAUAUAUAUUUUUUUUUUAAAAAGGCCCUUAAAUGUGUUACAACACAGAAAACAAGCAAAAUGAAAACCAGUCUGCUAUCACACAGCACCAGCUUGUCUAAAACUGUGCCCAAAUGAAGGAUUGGUCCUCGCCUUUGGCCAUAAGGGUCACCAUAUAAAUGACUCACAUAGCUUAUCAAAACAAAACAAUUUUGGCCUCACUUCCUCUAAAUUCCUUCAACUUUGAGCACUUCUGCGAUAGGAGGGCUUAUAAAAGUGAGCAGUGAUGAGUUCCCGUCUGGCUUUUACGGCCUCAGGGUUUUAUUUCUGGCUCAGAAAGCUGUUUGCCUGGUUUCAGGGCCUCAUAUUUUCCAAGGAUGGGUGGUGGAGGCACAGAAAACUUCUUAGUGAUGUUGUGCAGGACGCAGCACGCCUUAAUGAUGUUGGACUUCUUAUCCAAAGUGCUCUCUAGUGUAAAACCAAGCUGCAUCAAACACCUGAAACGUCUCUUCAUGCACCCAAGUGCUGUUUGCAUAACAUUAUGAAUCUUUGCGUGGGCAUCGUUGAAGCGGUUCUCACUGUUAUUUGCAGGUUCCGACACAGGAGUCAGGACAUGUUUGCUUAAGUUGUAGCCUGUCCCACCUUUGAAAAAAAAAAGAGAUUGCAAUUAAAACAGGAUCAGAAACACAAACCUUGAUACUAUUUUAACAAACACAUUAAAACAAAGGCUGUGAUGACUAACUUAAAAAUAGACAGAACAAGGUAAGAACCACUGAUGCUUUACACUAAGGCUGUUUUUCAUUUCAGAGACCGCAUCGGGCUAAGUGCACUUCUGCACCGUCAAACUGUGCAUUUGAAGCAUGCAUGACGUCAUGACGGCGCGAACAGUGUCCUGUUUGGCACGAGAUGCUAAGAAAUGCUAAGCGCGCUUAGCAUUUUUUCAAGCAUGUAUUUAUGCACGCUUUCGUGCCGUCGGUAUCCCAGAAUGCUUUGCGUGCCGCUGCAGAGCUUCACAUUUCAGGUGAGAGGCUGGACUCGCUUGGAGACGCAGCGCAUCUUCAAAGAAAAUACAAGAAAUCCAAAAACAGCAGACAGUCAGCUCAGGCUGUAUGAGAGCAUGAUCUCUGAACUCACUAAAAUCUGCAAACCAAACAUUAUAGAUUUAGAGACGAACUGAUCCGCUCUGCUUCAACAAUAAAAAACAUUAGAAAUAAGAAAGCUGACAAAACUACAGCAGAGUAUCAGGACAACAUUGAGUUUUUUUUCUUUUAAGAUUUAGAGAUUAAAGUUGUAAAUUUAGGAGAAUGAAGUCAUAAAGUAAAUAAAGUCAUAAAGCUGCUUUUGUGGAGGGGGAAAUGACUGAAGCUGGUCAUCUGCAGGGUUAUCUGUGGAUGUAUCAGCGGGUCAUUCAGAGAGAUUUUGUGGUUUCUGAAGAAGAAGCAAUCAAACUGAUGAUGAUCAACAUUUGUGAUCCAGAGGGAGUCGAGCUCUGACAAGCACCACGUCUCUGACACCGGCGGUAGCCUACACCUGCAGAGACACCAACACCUUAUUAUGGCAUAUGGAUUCAUAUCAUAAACUAAAGCUCAAUGUCUCAAUGUCUAUUGUGAUGACGCUCGGCUCAAACAGCGUAUCCCCCCCGGCUGAGCUACUCAAUCCCUGAACGCCCAUAGGCUGUACCAGGUGUCAAUCAUAGAAAACAUGAACCCCCUAAUAACUUUUAAAAACGGAGCUGUACAGAAAAAAGAGGACUUGAGCACAAACCAGUCUUACUGUAACUAUAUGUCAACAUCACAACCGGGGGGAGAAAAAAUUUUGUUCUGUGUAAUAAAUUUCUAAAGUUUGUCCACAGUCCCAUAAACUUUGCUGGCGGAGGCGGGAUUUAUGACCUGUACUGCAGCCCACCAUCAGAGGGUGCUGUUCUCGGAGUGGCUUCACCCAGCGAGGAGGCAGACUCUGUCCAUUUUAUAUACAGUCUAUGGUGCAUACAUGCACGCUUGAAAAAGGGCAGGGGUAGUGUGGUUUGGAGACCGAAUUUGAAUUAGUAUUUUUUGCCAAACGGGACACCGUUCGUGUCGUGUGAUGACCUCACGCACGCUUCAGAUGCGCCGUUCAAUGGUUGCGGUCUCUGAAAUGGGACACAGGAAGGGUACAUAACGGCGCAAAACGGUACACAACGGCACAAAACGGCAGUGCACUCAGCUAAGCGCCGUUAAGCGCGCUUAUCCCGAUGCGGUCUCUGAAAUGAGACACAGCCUAAGUCUCACUUUAUAGCUACUACAACCUCAUUUUAAUAAUGAUAGUUUAAUAAUUCGGCAGAUAAAGGAGACAAAUAAGACUCAAUUGUAUACUUAAUUAUACUUAUUAGGAAAUCAGGUAUUUUUCCUUCAACUUGCCAGACUGACAAAAAAAAGAAAGGGAUGUGGAAGAGCCCCAAGAAGCGAACCCAGUUGUACCCCCAAGUGACCCAGGAACGGAGUCAUAUCAAAGGGCCAGGAGACUGAAGACACCACUCCGAAGAAGUAAGGUCAAGUGGCCAAAGGCCAGCGAAACUGAAGAGUGGAGAAAGCUGGACGAACACUUGAGCGGGCUGCUGCAAAGUGCACUACGCGGGUCAGUGGAAUCCAAGCUAAACCUGUUCGGGGAGAUCUUGUAUGAAGAAUGCAGCAACAGGUAUGGUGAGGUGACCAUCAGAGAACCAGCAGCAAGGAUAAAGGGGAGGAGGGAGAAAGAGAUUGAUGACCUGGUGGCAAGCAGAAGGCAGCUCCGCAAGCGUUGGAGGAAAGCAGAGGAGUUUGAGAAAGACGGUCUGAAAGUCCUCUGGGAUGACAUCAAGAAACGUCUUGCGAAACUACGGAGGGCAGAGAGCAUUCAAAGGAGAAAAGGAAAGAUCAAACUUCUUCAGGAAUCCAUUCCAGCACGCACAAUCGCUCCUCGCGGAGAAGACAAGUGAAACUCUGGAUGUCUCCAAAGAAGACCUGGAAGAACACAUCCGAGCUCAAUACAGUGACCCAGCAAAGAACAAUCCUCUAGGCUCACCGGGGUAUGUGCCUAGGCCCACAGAACCAUCAGCCCUGUUUGAUACAUCACCACCCAAACUCGGCGAGGUCACACAGGUGAUCCAGCGAGCGAGAUCUGCAUCAGCACCAGGGCCAAACGUAAUACCGUACAAGCUUUUUAAGAACUGCCCUAGCGUGCUGAAGCUCUUGUGGACCCUGAUGAGAGUCACCUGGACGAAGCAGAGCAUACCAUCCGAGUGGCAAAGGGCAGUGGCUGUCUCCAUCCCAAAACAACCGAACGCCAAGAUCAUCGAGCAGUUCAGGAGCAUAGCCCUACUAAAUGUGGAGGGAAAGAUAUUCUUCUCUGUGAUGGCAAGAAGAAUGACCACCUAUCUGAUGGAAAACAGCUUCAUCGAUACCAGUUGCCAGAAAGCCGGAGUACCGGGGUUCCCUGGCUGCGUGGAGCAUGCCUCAAUGAUCUGGGAACAGAUUCAGACCACCAAGAGGGAGAAGAAAAAUCUGCAUGCCAUUUGGCUGGACCUAGCCAAUGCCUACGGGUCAGUGCCACACCAGCUGAUAGCAUACGCCCUUCACUUCUUCUACAUUCCAGACAACAUCAAGAACAUGAUCAUGAAGUACUUCCAGGACCUGCACAUGUUCUUUGCACUGAAGAAGUUCAAUACUGGUUGGCAACAACUGGAAGUAGGGAUUGCAAUGGGAUGCUCCAUCUCCCCAAUCCUCUUCGUGGCAGCAUUUGAGGUCACCCUGAUCGGGGCAAGGCAAGUGGUGGGUGGCGUCCGAUUGCCUGCAGGUCAGAGGCUCCCUCCCCUAAGGAGCUAUAUGGACGACAUCACGUGCCUGCUACGAACUGCGCCAUGCACAUCCAGGCUGCUGAAGAGGCUGGACGAACUGAUCUCCUUGGCAAUGAUGAAGUUUAAGCCACAGAAGUCAAGGAGCCUCUCGCUGCGGAAAGGGGAGAGGAAUGACAGAGUCACCUUCACCAUCGGCGGAGAAGUCAUCCCCCUCAUCGCGGACAAGCCCAUCCGAAGCCUGGGUAGACUCUAUACAUCUGGGGCCUUAUGUAUCAACGCUUGCGGCGCAAGAAAACCUUGCGUAUGCCAAAAUCGGUGCACACGUCCAGAUUUAUCAUCGCGAAACGAGCGUCGGUUCCAGCGCUAAUCAACGCAAAGUUAGGAGGUGGUGUAGAAAUUGGCGCUGAGCCGAUACUGAGCGUUGACUGUGAUUCGCACUUUGGCGACGCUGUGUGGCGGUGUUUGGUGACUUACUAUGUGACAAGCGUGCACCGCAUCCCCGUGGCUGAGCAGCACGUCGCCCCACAUGACGAACCAGCAGCAGACGGAGGGAUGCGAGCUGAUCCCUGCCGGGCCGCCGUCCUCGCGCGGGAGAAUCUCAUCGCCACAGUGUGAAUGGGUAAGAAGUGAAUACACAGUUCAAUGAGCCAAAUUAAUUUAUGUUCUCCACCAGACGCUCGAGGACAUUUACGAGCCGGUCCAGCCGCUCGUUGAUCCCCAUGAUCCCCCUGAUGAUUUCUUCGUGCGAUUGCAGGACCCCCUCCGCGAGGACCCUUCCACUGCGUCCGGGUGGUCCAGCGGAAGCGCUGCGGCUGGUGGACGCUCCACCGCUUGUCGGCGCGCUGGUGCUGAUGCUGGUGCUGGUGCCGGGGCCGGGGGCCGGGGUGGCCCGAAUGCCGCUGGUCCUGGCCGACGACUCCGAGCCGGCGGACGGGCUGCCGCAGGCCGGGGUUCCGCAAGCCGGUGACACGGCAGACACAUUGAUUUCUGUGACACAAUAAAAAUAUUUGUUCAUUUCAAUUCCUGCUUCUGUGUAUCUGUAGCGUUUACAUCUCUCUCCACGGUAUCAUAGGUAAUGAAAUCCAGUAUUUAGAGGUCAGUUAUGCACAUUACAGUUGUUUAUUGCAUAAAAAGUUAUCGAAAAAUGAAGUUAAGGGCGAAGUAUAAAUCACGUCUAAAAAUAGACUGAAUCCCGAUGUUGAAAUGAAGUAUAAACUUAGACUAGACGUCUAAUAUACGUCUUUUGCUCAGUGGGAUGGCAAAGCAUGUGGACAUUUGUGUGACACGCAACUUACCCUAUAAUAAUAAUUAUUUUUUGUAAUCAGCAAAAUAAUUCAGUGUUUUUAAUGGCAUCUGUCUUUUUUAAACAUCUGUGAUCAUGCUGAAAGCUGAAUAAACAUAAACAAAACAAAUCGCCACCACCCGCUGCUCAAACGGUGUGAGGGUCUCCUCCCCCGGACCCCCACCUGUCUGGCCAGUACUCCUCCGGAGGGCAGCUGUACGCCGAUUGACCUCCACCUUGAGGUCUGACCACUUUUUUUUAAUCUUCGCAGGGGUGCGUGUCUCGGAACCCACCGCGUUCACCCUCUCGCAAACUUUCUCCCACUCCAAGCGUUUUUGUUUUGCACUGACGCCACUGGACAGGCUGCCAAACAAAACACGCUGUCGCUCCUCCACCUCCGCCACCAGCACCUCCACCUCGCACGCCGUAAAUUUAGUUUUUCUUGUCAUUUUGUCUGCGUGCGAGGACAGGGAGACCCUAUUUAAAUAAAUCUGCAUAUUUAUAGGAGGGCGUAACGGGGACGGGCCCAGUCACUCCGACAUCUGCGCUCAAUUCCACGCUGAUUGGGAUUUAUCAAGGAAACACACGUGGAUUUCGGCGCCCGCACACAUUGAUACAUACGGAUUUUUUUCAGCAUGACAGACCUUGCGUGCGCUCGUUUCUGGUAUGAGUUCCACGCAAGUGUUGAUACAUAAGGCCCCUGGUCUCUCAGACAAGGACAUGGGGAAAACCAUCCUUCAGCAGCUUUCAGAAGGCCUGUCAAAAAUCGACUCAAGCCAGCUACCCGGAAAGCACAAGGUGUGGUGCUAUCACUUCACCCUGUACCCGAGAGUGAUGUGGCCUCUGAAACUGUGCAAAGUCACCUCAUCAGCCGUACGCCGGAUGGAGGCAAAAGCCAACUCCUUUAUCCGCAUGGCUCGGACUGCCGCGAUGUUUCUCUGCAGCUGGCCUUUAUGGUCGGAACUCACUCCAACUGCCGCUGAAAUCCAUCACGCUGGGAUACAGGCAGGAGAAGGCAAGGUUGGUGAUGGAACUAAGGGACUCCUCCGACAGGACAGUGGCAGAAGCAAAUGCCAGAGUUGCAACGGGAAGGAAAUGGAAGGCUGUGGAUGAGGUCCAGAAGGUGAUGGGCAGGCUGCAACACCAGGAAGUUGUGGGCAGGGUCCAGACAGGGCGGGCAGGCCUUGGAUGGACAGACCCUCCCAUUCUGUGGCCCAAGGCAAACAGGAAGGAGAGAAAGGACCUUGUUGUUGCUGAGGUCAUCAGAGUGGAACAGGAAGAGCUCAGAGUGAAAUCUGUGGCACAGGGGCGGCAGGGGCGCUGGACGAACUGGGAGGGUGUCACGAACCGAGCAAUGAACUGGGCAGACUUCUGGAAAGUGCCACAAGCUCGACUCAGUUUCCUCAUCAGAGCGACCUAUGACACACUACCUAGCCCCCAAAAUCUCCAUCAGUGGCUUAGAACAGAGCAAUCCUGCGACCUCUGUGGGACCAUCAAUGCCUCCCUCCAGCACGUCCUGUCAGGAUGCAAAACAGCGCUGACACAGAGUCGGUUCACAUGGCGGCAUGACCAAGUUCUCAGGAAAUUGGCAGAGGUGUUGGAGAGAAGUCACCAGGAGGCCAACAAGCUCAGUCCAUCAAUGAAGCAACACAGGAUCCAAUUCCUUAGACAGGGGGAACCUGCAGAACACUCCAGCAAGAGAUCACCACCCACCAAGCUGCAAGCGCCAGGCGCGGAGUGGAAGAUGGAGGUGGAUAUGGGUAGACGGCUCCAGUUCCCACAGGAGAUCUGCACCACCACCCUAAGACCAGAUGUGGUGCUGUGGUCUGCAGCCACAAAGUCAGUCCUGCUGAUUGAGCUGACAGUGCCAUGGAAGGAGGGACUGGAAGCUGCCUACGAAAGGAAGAUGGCAAAGUAUGCUGACCUGGUUGCGGAGUGCAGGGAAAGCGGGUGGAAAGCGAGGACAUGCCCAGUGGAGGUGGGAUCAAGAGGAUUCCUUGGCAGCUCCACGUCUCGCCUACUCAAGGACGUGGGGCUAUGGGGAGCCAAAUUGAGUAAAGCCACAAAAGAACUCUCAGAGGAAGCAGAGAAGGCAAGCCACUGGCUCUGGUUGAGACGACGAGACAAGUCUUGGGGGGGGGGGGACAUCAAGCUAAGUUUGGCUGCAGGGGGUGUCAGGGAGACGUCCCUGUACACUGCCCCGCCACCAGGAGAUGUUCUGGGUAAGGGGCGAAACAUCCAUGAACGGUGGUCCCCAGCUGAAGACCCUGCAGCGAAACUUAGCUCCCUUUUUCUUUGGUGUGCGGUCAGGUUUAGACCUGGCUCAGGGAAGAGGACGCCCCUGCCAUGCACAGUCCACCAUCGGCACCGCUGGAGGUGCGACAGCCCUAAGGGUUAGCAGGAAGACCAUCCUUCUGUAUGAAAUAAUCCUGAUCUCUGUAAUGAGUUUCAUGUCUUUGUAAAGCACUUUGAAUUGCUUGUCGCUGUGUACACAAUUAUUAGGCAAGUGAGUAUUUUGAUCAUAUCAUCAUUUUUAUGCAUAUUUUCCAACUCCAAGCAGUAUAAACUUGAAUGCUUAUUGGAUACAAGUAUAUCAGGUAAUGUGUAUUAGUGUAAUGAGGGAGGCUGGGGCCUAAGGAGAUCAAAACCCUAUAUCAAGGUGUGCAUAAUUAUUAGGCAGCUUCUUUUUCUCAGGUAAAAUGGGCCAAAAAAGAGAUUUAAGUGACUCUGAAAAGUCAAAAAUUGUAAAAAGUCUUUCAGAGGGAUGCAGCACUCUUGAAAUUGCUUAGAUAUUUGGGCGUGAUCACAGAAUCAGCAAACAUUUUGAUGCAAAUAGUCAACAGGGUCACAAGAAAUGUGUUAAGAAAAAAAGACGCAAAUUUACUGCCAAAGAUUUGAGAAGACUCAAACGUAAAGCUACCAGUAUAGUGACUAGGAACGAAAACAAAGUCACUGAGAGGCUAAGUGAGGGAGCUUCCGCAUUGGUGACUCGCUACACAAACCACAAGCCAUUUCCGUGUUUUCCGAUUGAGUUCACAUUUAUUUCCAACGCCGCACAAACAGACAGACAGGGCAAGGCAAGGCAAGAUGAUCUAUGGGCUUAGUUUGACGUUUAAAUCAAGCAGUCAACAAAAAAAUACGCUCUCCCUACUCACCCCCUCUCCAUGCAGCCGCCGCAGCACCCAGGUGACUAUAUGUCCAUUCAUUCAAUCAUUCAAUCAUCGCGCCUUGACCACACCCCCUCGUGACGUGCAUGAAAGGUGCAGCCCAGACAGUUGAUGUCAACACACACAAACCUAACCACUUCUGCAUAUGGCACCUACAACCCAGCCCCUAAUUAUUACCAUUAUAAUAAUUACACUAUGACAAAUAAAUGAACCACGAAAUCCACCAAUGUUCUUGUGAUAGUCCAUCAAUACAGUUCAUCAAUGUGCUCUUCUUCCUGGAACACAAGUCAAGUCUAGUCAAGUUCAAAAGUUCAAAAGUUCAGACACACAGCUUCACGGAGGAAAGUCAUGUCGUGCUGUCGGUCAGUAAAGUUCAUCAAACUAUCCUUCCAGAACGGAAGAGUCAGGCAUCCGAUUCCUGCAGAAGACAGACUUUGGUUAUGGGCCUUUCCAAGGAGCUGGUCUUGGUCUUGAUCUGCAGCCGUCGCACAAAUCCUCUUCUGUCUGGGAAGGUUUGGAUAACCCUUCCCAUGACCCACGAGUUCCGUGGUGCUGUUUCAUCCACAAUAAGCACAACGUCCCCUUCUACAAAGUUGCGCUUGAUACCAGUCCACUUCUGACGUUCCUGCAACUGUGGCAAAUACUCCUUAGUCCAUCGCUUCCAAAAUAAAUCAGACAUGUACUGGACCUGCCUCCAGCGUCGAUGAGCGUAGAUGUCAUCUCUUUGAAACUGCCCAGGUGGCAGGGAAGGAGAGGUUUUCAACAGCAAGAGAUGGUUAGGCGUCAGAGCUUCGAGGUCGUUAGGGUCGGUUGAGGCCUUAGUAAUUGGACGGCCGUUAAUGACUGCUUCCACCUCACAGAGGACAGUGUGUAAUCCCUCCUCAUCCAGAUUUUGAACUUUCAAGAUGGAGUUCAAGACCUUGCGCACUGAUCUGAUCAACCUUUCCCAGGCACCACCAUGGUGCGAUCCAGCUGGGGGGUUAAAAAUCCAUUUCACCUCCUUCUGAAGAAGAACACCAUUUAUCUGAGCUUGAUUCCAACCUCUGAUAGCCUCUCUCAGCUCACGCUCUCCUCCAAUAAAGUUCGUUCCAUUGUCUGAUCGAAUUUCUUGGACUUGGCCACGUCUUGCCAUGAAUCGUCGUAGUGCAUUAAUAAAGGCGUCUGUAUCCAGCGAAGGAGCCACUUCGAUAUGAACAGCCCGUAUUGCCAAACAGGUGAACAUGACUCCAUAUCUCUUUACAAUGCUCCUCCGGCUCUUAACCUCGAAUGGUCCAAAGUAGUCCACACCGACUCUGGUGAAUGGAGGUUUGUCUGGGCAGACCCUGUCAACAGGAAGAUCAGCCAUCAGCUGACACCCUGGGGCAGCUUGCAACCUGCGGCAGACAACACACUUUGACAAAAUUCUCCUUAUGGCUGUGCUGACCCCAGGAAUCCAGUAUCUUUCACGUAGUUUGGACAACAUGUAGUUGCGUCCUCCAUGACCAACUUGUUGAUGUAUGUGUCUCAGGAGAACGUCUGAAAUGUGGAGCUCUUUGGUCAGAAUGGCAGGGUGUUUUGCGUCUUCAGGUAAGGCUGCUCGGCUCAACCGACCACCAACCCUCAGGAUACCAUCCUCCGACACAGGAGCGAGCUUGAAGAUGUGACUUCUCCUUUUCACACUUUCGCCCUUCUGCAAACUAGAGAGUUCAUCAGGAAACCUCUUCCUCUGACAAAACCUGAUGAUUUCCUUUUCAGCUACCUGCAACUCGUCUACCGUGAGGAAACCUCUCGGUGCCAGGUCUUUGAACCCUCCUUUUCCAAGCUCCGAGGACGGUCUUUGUUGUUUCCCUGACUCCGACUGAGUGGACGCAGAGUCAGUCCAUGUCCUCUUCUGGCUGAGACCCCGCAGCAUGUUUUUUAGCCUGAGAAACCAAGCCACAGCCCUUCUCAGAUGGGUCCAAGAGGAAAAAUGAUGGAUUAGUUGAGUGGUUGCAUCCACAUCCUCUGAGGCCUGCACUGCAUUCACUGCCACACUGGCCUUGACUUCUGGAUCGUUCAGCAGGAGUUCGCCCAAGCAAUCUGGACUCACAGGCCAGUCUCGUUCAGGUUGCAGGAGAUAUGCAGGUCCUGACAACCACGCCUUGUUCCUCAGGAACAUGUCAACCCUCAGUCCCCUGGAGGCCACAUCUGCAGGAUUGCUUAGGGUGUUUACAUACUUCCACUGCGAUGGAUCUGAUACUUUGAGUAUUUCUGCUACCCUGUUGGCGACAAAGGUACGGAACCUGGAAGUCUCAUUCCUGAUGUACUUCAGCACAGAGGUGCUGUCAGUCCAAAACGUUGACUCUAUUAAUGAGAUGUGCAACUCCUUUUUCCAAAAGGUGUCCAGACGGCUUGCCAUUGUAGCAGCUGUGAGCUCCAUACGGGGUAUUGAGACCGGCUUCAAAGGAGACACCCUGGACUUUCCCAUGACAAAGCUGCUGUGCAUCUGGGAACAUGCAUUCCGCAGGAGAAGGUAGGUCACUACACCAUAACCAUUAUUACUUGCAUCUGUAAAAUGGUGCAGUUGCGCCACAGUGACCUCACCAAAGUCUGGGGGUUUAAGGCACCGCGAAACCUGGAAGUGCUCUAACUGAUGGAGCUCCUCUAACCAGCUCGUCCAUUCCUGUGCAGCUGAUGGUGGUAUAGGGUCAUCCCAACCGAGUCUUUGCCUACACAGCUCCUGCAGGAUGAUCUUGGCAGAAAGAACAAUGGGACUCAGGAUUCCUAGAGGAUCAUAUACUGAACUGAUGACAGAGAGGAUCCCCCUCCUUGUCAGGGGCCUGUCCUGCACCAGGAUUCUAAACUUGAAGACAUCAGACUGGAUGCACCAUUGCACCCUGAGCACCCUCUCCACUGGUAGCAGGUCAUGGUCCAAAUCCAGGUCCUUCAUGCCCUUAGCUCUUUGGUCCCCUGGAAUUGCUGCCAUCACUGCACGGCUAUUGCUCAUCCAUCUGGUCAACUUAAAGCCUCCUUUGGCACAUACAGAGACCAGGUCAUGAUACAGUGCCACUGCUUCUUCCUCACUGGCCGUCGAUACCAGACAAUCGUCCACAUAAAAGCAGUGCAGAAUCCUCUCAAUGGUCUCUCGGCAGAACUGUUCUUCAUUGUCCUUAGCACAUUUCCUCAAUGCAAAGUUAGCACAACUUGGUGAGGACGUUGCACCAAAAAGAUGUACCAUCAUUCUAAAGUCUACCAGGUCUUGGGUGCAGUCACCGUUGGGCCACCAGAGAAACCUCAGUAGAUCAGCAUCUUCCCUUGGCACCUUUACUUGGUGAAACAUGGACUCUAUGUCUGCCAUGAUCACUACCGGUUCUUUCCGGAAUCUGGCCAGGACGCCAAUCAGCGAGCUAGUGAGAUCUGGCCCUUGCAGCAGUUGAGCGUUGAGAGAUGCCGACUGGAAAGUGGCAGCACAGUCAAAAACCACACGGAUUUUUCCCUUUUGUGGGUGAUACACACCAUGGUGUGGGAUAUACCACAAUCUUCCAUCAGUACGUGCCAGCUCAUCUGAAGGUACUUGCUCUGCGUAUCCCUUGGUGACCAUAUCAUUCAUGAAAUCAGUGUACUGCUGAUGAAAUAACGAGUCCCUUUUGAACCUCCUCUUCAGGUUUAGAGCACGCUGCUCGGCAACCUUCUUGUUAUUUGGCAUGGUCACGGAGCUUCGCAGGGGCAAUGCAAUCUGGUAAUGACCAUCUACAAGCUUGGCUGAAUCCUGGACCAACUUCAUGAACUUUUGGUCCUCUCUUGACUGGCCAGGUUGCUCAUCGUAGCCACAUUCUGGGAAAUCUGUUCUGAACUGCUGCUGCCAGAGCUCCUCCAAGUUCAGGACUGAAAUUCUGUUAACGGUCGCAACAUCCAUUCCAUCACCACUGUUUCCCCCCAGUGGCCCAUUAACAGUCCAACCCAAAAUAGUCUUGAUGGCAUACGGUCCAUUGUCCACACUACGGAUGACUUGUAAUGGUUCCAGUGCCCUUGGUACGUUUGUUCCAAUCAACAGCUCAACUUCGGAGUCGAUAUCAGGUAAGUGAACAUCUCUCAAGUAUGCCCACCUCUUGAGAUCCUUUUGACAUGGAAUAUUUCCUCUAUGCACCGGCAUGCACUCCUGUGUAUAGGUGUUGGGCAAAUCACAGUAUGUCUCUCCGUCCAAACCGGCCACCUCCAGUCCCGUGACCACACAGCUGUUAACGACCUUCUCCUGACCCAUUGUCCGCAAAAGGAUUCUUGUCCUUUUUCCUGAGAGGUUGAGCUUGUUCAUGAGGUUCACUGUGCAGAAAACAGCCGUGCUACCUUGAUCCAAGAAGGCAUAAGUAGCCACUACAUGAUUACCUUUCUUGGAUUUAACCAAUACAGGAACUAUAGGAAGCUUGCACUCAUGGCCACCAGCCCCAGUCAACCCAUUAGAUACCAGAGCACAGCCCACUGCGGCGCCUGGUUCUUCUUCUGUCACUGGGUCCUUUUCCUUUGAAUGGAUGUGAAGCACUGUGGGGUGUUUCAAACUACACACUUUACAUGAUAGACGCUUUCGACAGUCCUUGCUGAUGUGUCCUAUACACAAACAGCCGAAGCAUAUUCCCUUUUCCCUUAAAAAGGUGAUCUUUUCAGUGUGAGUCAUCUUCUCCAUUCGAGAGCAAUACUCCAACAUGUGCCCACCCUCACAAAACAGACAGACUUUCUUGGCUGAUGAGGUUGUGUCUGGCCUCCUUCCUUUUGUUGCUGUGUAAUUGUGCUGUACAGUAGUCACUGUUGUAGCGAAACUACUUCCCUUUGGCCGAGAUCUAGGUUUUAAGCUGGUUCGAUUCAUGCCUCUGUUUGCUGCUGGUGAUGAGUCUUGAAUGUCUCCAAAUACUGGGUCUGUUAGAAUCUUUGCUUGCCUUUCGAUGAAAUGGACAAUAUCAUUAAAUGUAGCCCUUUGGUUACGUCUUUCUUGUAUUUCACAAGCAGUUGUCCUCCAUCGAUCCCUCAGCUUGUAAGGCAGUUUUUUUAUUAUUGUCAGCAUGCUAGCAGGCAUAUCCAUUUCAAACAUAUACUGCACUUCGUUCAUCGCAUUUGCGCAGCCUCUGAGAAAUAGGCUAUAAUCUUGGAGAGCUUUAACGUCCUCUGAUUUUAUUGGAGCCCAUGACAACGCCUUGUCCAUAUAAGCAGCAGCAACCCUUUGUUCAUCCCCAAAAUGUUCUUGUAAUAGGAUUUUAGCUUGAGCAUAGCCCCUGUUUGGGUCCAUAUGCUGGCAGCUUCUCACAAGAUCUCUUGGACGACCUCUAGUGUAUUGCUCGAGGAAGUACAGGCAAUCACUAUGACUGUUGGACUUGCUUUCAAUACAGUUUUCAAAGGCUCUCAGGAACGUAUGGAACUGCAGUGGGUCACCAUCAAACACCUGGAUGUCUCUUUUAGGCAAGAGCGCAUGUUGCUGCUGUUGUAUCAGUAGUGUUGUAAUUUCAUUCUGUCUUUUCAUGAUGUCAAGAACAUUGUUUUGCUCCCCAUGACUUGCUGAAUCCCCAACAUUAAGACUGAUUCCAUGAUGUAAGUGAUCAUUAUGAGCAUUGAGCAGAGGAUUAAAAUCAGGUAAGUGGCUCUUCAAAGUGGGAGGCUGAAAGUGAACAGCAUGGGUCGAUCCAUCUGAUUUAGGCCUUGUCACAGGGUCACUGUCCAUGAUUUUCGAUUGCUGUUUAGAUGUUUCCAGCCUCAGAGGAAUGAAAGGAGUGGCAUUGACAUUGAACUUUGUUGUUUCUUGUUCAUUUUUAACGUAGGAACUCAUUGCAUUGGACCUGUCUGUUGUAAUACUUUUCAAACCAGAUAUGCUUGCAGCCCUUAGAACGCUCACUUUAGCCAAGUGUGCAGCAAUCUCUUCAUCCAACUUGAGCUUUUCCUUGCGUUUCCGUAUUUGCUGCUCCUCCUCUUCCAGUGCAUGUCUGUCCUGUAAAAGUUUUUGCCGUGCCAUCAGUGCAGCUAAAUCAGCUUCUGCCUUGAUGCGAGCAGAAGAAGUUCCUGAUACGUUGGACCUUUUACCACUCCCAGAGCUUUUUCCACUCACAGCACUUUUUGCAGAUCGUUUGCUUUGCACAUUUGAUAUGCUAUCACUUGGGUUCACGUCAUCCUGUAGACCUUCAUAAGGUGUGAUGGGGCCUGUGUCCUGUGCUGCUGCCUGUAAAGCAUCAUCUAUUUGAGGGUCACACACAUGCUUUGUUGCUGCGGCCUCAUCAUUAUCCACGAUAUUUAGAACAUGUUCAUUCUCAUCCAACCACUGAAUCACAUCAUCCUUGAAUGUACUGCUGUAACGUUCAAUACUGGAGAACCAAUCAUUCUGUUUAAGUUUUUCAUCCUCAGGUAACAGUGGAAUUAUUGUUUGAUGCAGGUUGAUAGCAGUAUCAAGGAGCUGAGUAAUAGUUUGCAACUGAGAUUUCACUUCCUGUACAUUUUCCUUUCGUUUCAUCAGCUCUUUCAUUGCAGGUAUUAAGCCUUUUAUUUUAUUCACAUGUGUUUUACGUUCAUUUUGUAGAUUUACCACUUUAUAUGCCAAUGCUUUUGCAGUAAGUUUCACAUUCCUUUUAGCAACCACAGUUUCAUUGUUUUCCACUUGUUCCAUGGCUUCACUCAUAUUGUCCUUUUGAGAUUCGGCAGUUCAGUGGUUCGCGCAGUGAAUCCACAAUACACCCAGCAUAGUUUUAUUUAUCCACAGAUUGUUUCACAUCAAUUAACAUCGGAAAACACCACAGGUAUUUACUCUCAACGAGCAGGACAGGCUGUCUCAGCGGACUUUCACACACGCACAGCGCUCCCCAAUGGAUGCGCUGUAUGCGCUGUAAUCAAACUGCGUUCCGUCCAACAUACACAGAAUGAAUGGAUGCGAGUGAUACAGUCCUACCGGUCUGAAGUCCACGUUGCCAUCAGUCUGGCGUUGCAGUUAGACACCGUGUGGCGUGAUCGCGUCCGUAUAUGCCGUUCGGGUGUUGGUACUCCUUUUUUGUUGACAAAAUAUAGUGACUAGGAACGAAAACAAAGUCACUGAGAGGCUAAGUGAGGGAGCUUCCGCAUUGGUGACUCGCUACACAAACCACAAGCCAUUUCCGUGUUUUCCGAUUGAGUUCACAUUUAUUUCCAACGCCGCACAAACAGACAGACAGGGCAAGGCAAGGCAAGAUGAUCUAUGGGCUUAGUUUGACGUUUAAAUCAAGCGGUCAACAAAAAAAUACGCUCUCCCUACUCACCCCCUCUCCAUGCAGCCGCCGCAGCACCCAGGUGACUAUAUGUCCAUUCAUUCAAUCAUUCAAUCAUCGCGCCUUGACCACACCCCCUCGUGACGUGCAUGAAAGGUGCAGCCCAGACAGUUGAUGUCAACACACACAAACCUAACCACUUCUGCAUAUGGCACCUACAACCAGGAACCGCUUAUCCUCCAGUGCUGUCAUAUUCCAGAACUGCAACCUACCUGGAGUGACCAGAAAUACAAGAUGAUCAGUGCUCAGAGACAUGGCCAAGGUAAGGAAGGCUUAAACCUAACCACCACUGAACAAGACACUCAAGUUGAAACGUCAAGACUGGGCCAAGAAAUAUCUGAAGAGAGAUUUUUCAAAGGUUUCAUGGACUGAUGGGAUGAGAGUGACUCUUGACGGACCAGAUGGAUGGACCCAUGGCUGGAUCAGUAAUGGGCACAGAGCUCCACUUCGAAUCAGACGCCAGCAAGGUGGAGGCGGGUACUGGUAUGGGCUGGUAUUAUUAAAGAUGAGCUAGCUGGACCUUUUGUGUUAAAGAUGGACUUAAAAUCAACUCCCAAAUCCAAUGCCAGUUUUGAGAAGACACUUUCUUCAAGCAGUGGUACAGGCAAAAGUCUGCAUCUUUCAAGAAAACCAUGAUUUUUAUGCAGGACAAUGCUCCAUUGUAUGCAACAAAAUACCCCACUAUGUGGCUCGCCAGUAAAGGCCUUAAAAACGAAAGAAUAAUGACAUGGCCUCCUUCUUCACCUGACCUAAACCCUGUUGAGAACUUGUGAGCCCUUCUUAAAUGGGAAAUUUACAGUGAAGGAAGACAGUACACCUCUCUGAACAGUGUCUGGAAGGCUUUGGUUACUGCAACACAAACAAAAAGUUGAUCGUCAACAGAUCAAGAAACUGAAAGACUCCAUGAAUGGAAGGCUUAUGACUGUUAGUGAAAAGAAGGGUGGCUAUAUUGGUCACUGAUUUUUUUUUUUUUUUAUUUCAACAAUUUUUAUUUGUAAAUUGAGUUGUUUGUUUAUCAUUCUCACUUUAACAAGUGAAAAUAAACAAGUGAGAUGGAAAUUUUUUCAUUAUUAGUUUAGUUGCAUAAUAAUUCUGCACACUAAUAGCUGCCACCAGUAAUUGUGCACACAUAGAUAUUUAAAACUGGCCUUGACCCAUCCCUCUGUGCCAGUUUCAGACCCAUCUCAAAUCUUCCAUAUCUGUCCAAGAUUCUAGAGAAGGUGGUCUACAAUUAAUUGUUACCAUUUUUGGAAGAUAAUGGUAUCACAGUGUUGUUCCAGUCUGGUUUUAAAGCUCUCCACAGUACAGAGUCAGCACUUUUAAAGGUGUCAAACGAUAUUCUCAUGUCAACAGACUCUGGAAAGUUUGUUGUCCUUGUGCUCCUAGAUCUGUCUGCUGCAUUUGACACUGUUGACCACAGCAUUUUAAUCUCUCGCCUGGAGCACUGUGUGGGCAUUAAGGGUGUUGCCCUGGACUGGUUCCGGUCUUAUUUAAGGGAAAGAAGUUUCUGCGUUAAACUUGACAACUCUGUGUCGUCAACAGCUCCCCUCCCACAUGGGGUCCCCCAAGGCUCAAUCCUUGGCCCUCUUUUAUUUGCCUUUUAUUUACUCCCCCUUGGUUCUGUUUUUAGGAAACAUAGCAUCUCCUUUCAUUUUUAUGCUGAUGAUUCUCAGAUCUAUUUUCCACUUGAACAGAGCAACUCCAACUCAGUCCAGCAACUCACUGACUGUCUUAAGGACAUUAAAGCCUGGCUUUCUUUUAAAUUCCUCAGUCUAAAUGAGAUGCACGUCUCCUCACCCAGACCUGCAGGCGUGAGCACAUCACCCCCAUCCUGACAUCCUUACACUGGCUCCCUGUACAGUACAGAAUUCAUUUUAAGCUUUUAAUAUUUGUUUUUAAAAGCCUGAACAAUCUUGCUCCACCUUACAUUUCUGAAAUGCUCCAGCCUUAUUGCCCACCCCGACCCCUAAGAUCAGCCGAUCAGCUGCUACUGACGGUCCCAUAUACAAGGCUGAAGCUCAGAGGGGACAGAGCAUUUGCUGCUGCUGCUGCCCCGAAGCUCUGGAAUGAGUUGCCCUUGAAUAUCAGACAGGCCUCCUCAUUUCCUGUUUUUAAAUCCCUUUUAAAAACACACUUUUACUCCUUGGCUUUUGAUACUUUUUAGUGUUACUUUGUUUUUUAUCAUUUUAGCACCUGUCGUUAGCCUGCUUAUUUAUUUACUUAUUUAUCCCCUUGCAUUAAUGUAUUUCUGCUCACUUUAUCUUGUUCUUUGUGUUAUUUGUUUUUAUGUAUCAUUGUACAGCACUUUGGCUACCCUUGUGGUUAUUUUAAAAUGUGCUAUAGAAAUAAAGUUGAUUGAUUGAUGGAGUGAUUGAUUGAUUGAUUGAUUGUUUGAUUGAUUGAUUCUCCUAGGGAAGCCAAAAUCUCACUUUUACUCCCUUAAAUAUUCAGGUUUGAGGUUUAUCAACAUUUUGGAUUGACCGAGAGCACUGUAGUUGUUCAAAAGUUAAAUUUAUCCUCAAAAAUACAACUUGCCUAAUAAUUGUGCACACAGUGUAAAUGUAAAGCAUUGGUAUUGAGUAACAUUUGUUGCCAACAUGAGCUUUUGUACACCUGAUGGUAUAAGGACAGUGGAAGACUUCAUAUAAAUUAAAUUUCCAUGCAGACAUGGGUUUCCAUGCAGACAUGGAUUUCUGCAUUAUAAACACUUUUACUAAUGGCGAUGCUUCUCUAAGCACAAUUCUUCAUAAGUUAUCGGGAACUAUAUUCAUCACUGUCACCCCAAGACAGCCUGAAGAAACCAAAAGCAAAUCUACUGUGCUGUGAAAUCCCUGUCUGAAGAGAAUGGACAGUGAUUUUCACUAGAGACUCGCUAGAGUGAUCAUCUUUCUUGAGAUUUUGAACACAUGCAUCAUGAAGCUAAAUAGACCCUAAACUUUGCGGAAGGUUUGUAUUUUACAGCCAGAAUAAAGCAAUAACCACCAAUAGGUAUGCAAACGGAAGACACUUUGACUGUGAAAAAGGAAGUAACAGGCGGGGUAAUGGUCCCUGCGGUUGUACAAGGCCAAACAGGAGAAGCAGCUAUGUACAAAGUCACUAUCUGCUUAUGUGAGAAGAGACCCAGGCGACAGAGGGAGGACGUGGUUUGGAAUUAAAAGUCAACACCUUGGGAGAGAAACACUGAACUGUGUCAGGCCUGGCAUAAAGAAUUACUUUGCUAGUCUUUAGGGUUGUUGUUUUGUCAAGACGCCUGAGAAAGGACUGAAAACCAAAACUUAAGGUUGAUCUUGCAAGACAAACAAAAUAAAAAGUUCAGAAUCUGUGUAGCUUUUGAUUGUAGCACGAUGAAGCCUUUAUCUUUCCACAUCAUCUCUGACAAGACUCUGCUGAGUGUCUUCCUGACUCUUCUCUGGGUAAGUUUUUCUGUAAGCUUAUAUGUCAGUAGUCCUCAAAUAAUGAAUGAUCAAUCCAGUGAAGAGGGUAACCCUCAACAGAAGGAGACUAAACCACAGUUAAGAUUCCCCUCAUGAUACCACUCAUGACAAAGUUUAGACAAUAGAAUCAGUUGUUUGGAAUAUAAGUAGCCUUAUUACAUAAAAACAGACUUCCUUAACCUAAGGACGAUGGAUUUUUUUCAGAUUGUGAAAUAGUUACAUGAGAAUUUAUUAUUUCUCAGCAGCAGUAAUAUUUUCUCACUGUCUUCCUCAGGGGAACAAACUUUUAAGAGGAAAUGGCUUUGAAUAAAACAUUAACAAAAGCUGUGCAUUCAGCAUUAAUAAUUAAUCUUUAAUUUUAGACAGCGUUCCGUGGCUUGAAAUUUUUAUACCAGUCCUUGCUUUUUGAUAGGAAAAAAAAGUUAUAAGUUUGUAGUUAUAAUUUGGUAAAAAAAAGUGUAGGUCGUGGGAGAUGUAUUUUGUCAGCAUGGUCCAAAAAUAUCUGAACUCAAUAAAUGGGACUUUCUGUCAUUUUGAAAGACAGUGGUUAGCAGUAGCUUCUGUGUCACUCUUUUGCCAACUUCUUUUAGUUUUGUAUCUGGGGUGUUUUAACUUUAACAUGAUAAUUUAGAGGCCGAGGUAAAAUAAAGACAUUUCUGAAACAAUUUCAAGAAUUAUUUUGUGGUCAAUUGUACAUUCAAGGUCACAACAACAAAUAUAUGUUUCUGUUAGAGGAUUUAAAAACCUGCCAAUAAGCCUGUUCACUUUUUAACAGGAUUUAACAUUAUAACAGGGUCAAACACCUCUAAAUAGUAGUGUUGUCCUAAACUUUGACAUAAGUUGACAUUUAAAGGUUGGUAGAUAGAGUAUGAUAUGAACAUUGCAUGGUAUAGUGACAAUUCUUGAAGACACAGAGAAUUUACACUGAAGUUUUCCCAACCUUGUAGACUGUACAGACCAAUGAAUGUGUCUGCAACACUGGGACUGUUUUAGUUUUACAGUGUUUAAUUUUGUCUUUAGGGUGUCGCUGACUCUAAUGCAGAAUCAACACCAGGCACAUCAUCAACCACAGUGGUAACAACAGCACCGAUAACUACAGUUUUAACUGCACUCAAACGUAAGUGAGAAUUAUGUGAACAAUCUUGAUACACUGCUUUCAUAUACAACAUUCACAAUAGAUGCCAUUUAUGAGAUAUUCAAAAUAAAAUUUGCUUUAGAGAUUGUAUACAAAACCAAAGAUACAAUAGAGAUUUGAUGAUUUCAUCCAUUCAGGGGAACUAACUAACUUUUUAUGUAUCCUAGGGCCUCGUAAUGUGAACGAUUUUAAAUACAUAGAUCAAAAUGAGACCAGUAUAACUCUACAGUGGACUAAAGUGGAAAACGACCACUAUGAAGUUGAGUAUAAUUCAGGAAGUGAGAGCUUCACUGUAUCAGAGGAAACAGUGACAAGGACAAUCUCAGAUCUCAUAGAUACGACUGAGUACAUCUUCACUCUCUUCACUUUAUUUGAAGAUGACAGAAGCACCGGAGUGAGCAUCAGAGCAUUCACUGGUAAGAGAAUGAUUUUCCUCUCUGGUUGCCAUUAAACAGAAUCCAUAACCAAAUACACAGAUUUAAAGAUGUGUGGAUUUCUUAUGACCUUGCUUUAUUUGUUUUUGAAAGUUUUACAGAAAUGCAAGCUCUCAUCUGUUGUUGUUGCUUUGAUAAUAUUGAAUUUGCAUGAGCAUGCUUGAAAAAAAAAACAUUAAAAAAACUGAAAAUGUUGAACACUGGAUUUUAUGUACUUCUUAAUUAAACCCCAGAUUUUAACAGUUUCUUCGCCAUGUUGUUUUUCAUCCAAGCUCCUCCAAAUCCAGACGGCCUAAUAAUACUUGGACAAAACCAGGCCAGUAUAACCUUGCAGUGGAAGAGAGUGGCUAAUCUCAGCUACAAACUAGGGUUCAAUGAGACAUUCCUGGAGGAAAUUCCUGCUGUAGAAGGUCAAGCAACGGUGACAAAAACAAUCCACGGACUCACAAGGGGGACUAUAUACAACUUGAGUCUCUUUGCUGUGUUUCAUAAUAUCAGCAGUAGUGGACUUCGCUUCACUGUAGUCACAGGUAAACUGAUUCUAAUCCGUUAAAGGCUUACAAUAUAGUUCAAAGUGAUAAAAACAAACUAUCAUCAGUCAUAUUAUCAUUACUAACUUUAAGAUAUCAUGACCUCUAUGAGGUUGAAAACUGCUGAAGUGUAAUAUGAUGUCAGCAAUAUCUUGUCAGCUUUCAUCUUAUACAAGUAAAAAUUCAUGCUGUUUGUCAUGUUGCUGUACUCUCCAGCUCCCGGUGAUGCAGAAAAGUUCAACGUAGCUGGACAAAAUGAAACCAGCAUCACUCUGCAGUGGGAAAAGGUGGAUGGCCUACCUGAUUACACAGUCAUGUUCAAUGAAAAUAAAGAAAACAUCAACUCACCAGGAGGAGAUUCAAUGGUGACAUUCACAGCCUCUGGACUUCAGAGUGGGACGAAAUAUGAAUUUCGUGUGUUCACUGUGUUUGAAAACGUCACAAGCAGUGGGGUGACGUUUACGGCAGUCACUGGUAAGACAUUUUCCCCCUGGUAGCCUACAUCUGAAACAAGAGCUUGGUGAGAACUGUGUGUAAAAUGUAAUCUAAAUUUUCAAUGUAAACACAAGGUUAGUGCUCUCUAUUACUGACUGCAGCAGAUUAAGUAUUUAGAUUACAUUAUGAAUCCUUUAUUUAGAGCUGUAUUUUUUCCAAAAAUGUAACCCUGCCCUUCUUUUCUUUACAAUUUAGUUCCUCGCAACACAGAUAAGAUAAACCCUGUUGAACAAAAUGAAACCACCAUCACUCUGGAGUGGACUAAAGUAGAGGGCAUAUUCAAUUACACCCUUGAGUAUGAUGGAAAUAAGAUUAACAUCCCUGCAUCAGAGGGAACUAAAGUGACAAUCUCAGAUCUCACUAAUACGACUAAGUACAACUUCAUCCUCUUCACUGUGUUUGAAGAUGUCAAAAGCAGUGGAGCUCACAUCUCUGCAGCUACUGGUGAGAAUUUGUUUGUCUUCUAUGAUAUUACAUUUUUUUAUGACAUUGACUAUUAAUAAAAUCAAGGAAAAGAAAAUUGUCUAUCAUAAUUAGAGUAUCUGGUUACACUUUCAUAACUGUGUCUCUUUAAAUCUCAGCUCCUCCAAAUACAGAAAACUUUGGUCCAGUUGACCAAAACGAGACCAGCAUCACUCUGCGGUGGGAAAAAGUGGGUGAAAUCCUUAAUUAUGAACUAGAGUUUGAUGGAAAUGUGACGAACAUCACAGCACCAAAAGAACAUCAACAGGUGACAACGACUGUCCCUAAACUUGAAAGUGGGACUAAAUACACUUUCAGAGUUUUUGCUCUGUUUGAAAAUGUCAGAAGCAGCGGACGAAACUUAGUUGCAGCCACAGGUGAGACGUUUUCUUCUUUAUAGGCUUACAACCAAAGCUCUGUAAAAACAAGAGAGUGACUGAACUCUUUCAACUGUUUCUCAUACUGUUUCUUAACACCUUACUUUUUUUUGGACAGGGAGUUAAAAAAAAGGGACACAAAGCUGAAAGUUUAGAAGUGUGACCAAACAUUGUCUCAGCCAAUCCAUCUUAUUUUAUUCAUAAUUAAUGACUUGUCAAUGUUAAAAGUGUCUAACACAGGAGUGAUUGUUUGGGCUUUGUGAUUGAAGAGUUGUAUUAUUGUUUGGUGGUGAGUGAAAGCUUUUUGUCUCUCGGUUAGUUCCCUUGAAGGUGACUUCUGUCAAAGUUACUCGACGCUCUGUGAGGGCUGUAACCCUGGAGUGGACAAGUUUGCGGAGAGACUGGAGCUACUCUCUCCACAUAAAUGGGGAGUCUUACAAACCAAGUGUAUUUGGAGGUGUUGUGGAGUGUGUAGUUCGUUCUCUCGAUCCUGGGACAGUGUAUCCAUUCAGUGUGACCACAACUUUCUUUGGACACAGCAGCGAAGCUUAUGAAGAUUUUACAGUGACAAGUAAGUUCAGAGUUGUUGCCUUGAAGGAGAUUUUUCCAUUGAGUUAAACUACUGUUUUUUGUGUAAACUGAUACAAAUUAUACAAGUCAUAGCUCUGAAAAAGUUGUGUUUUCACUAAGUUUUGUGCAAUUAUUUUGUCAUUCAUUUCAGCCAUACACUGUGCAAGUGGAGACUGGCAAGUCACCAACUCAACAAUCACAGGAAUGAUUAAUGGCGAGUUUACAAAUGCAACAGCAUCAAACAAAUCAGAAACUCAUACCAGUACUGGGAGUGGGAACGUGUCAUUUACUGGUCUUUACCCCGGAGAAACCUAUGAGGUUGAACUGGUACUUGAGAAAGACUCCAGAAGCUUUAAUCAAUGUGACGACACAUUUACUAUCACCACCAGUAAGUACCAACCUGUUCCACCAUAUUAACUCAGUGUUUGUCUGCAUUUUUACUGAGACCUAUGUAUUUCUAUGUUUGUUUAUGUACUGUACAUAUUUGAAAAAUUAAGGUCUGUUUUGUUGCAUAUGGAUAGUGAGAGCUGUGAAUAGAUGAGCUGUCAUGUAAUAAGCAAUAUUUGACAUGUUCCUAAAAUCAACAAAUAAACCCCUAAGGAAACAUUGGUGCUCCUCAGUAAAAUAGCCUUUUCUCACAUUAGUGCAAGACUGUUAUUUAUUACGCUUCUGUAUGGGCCUUAAUGAUGUACUUUUUUGACAUUUGGUACACUUUGAAAAACUCCUAUCAAACCUCAUUGUGUUUAGUACAUACUGCACAUGCAUUGAUUUUUAUGUGUUUGAAAAAUGAGACAUUUACUCACUGUUGGUGGAGCUAUUUUCUUAUUGUCUCAUAAAUGUUUUUUUCCUUCUGUUUCCCGCAGUCCCUCCAGUUGUUGAAGCUUACUGUGAGUACAGUGGAUCUGGAUAUUCUGCUUUAAUUGGCUGGAAUGAACCACCAGGCAUCUGGGAUUCAAUGAAGGUUGUUAUGAGUGGGGAAAUUCGCACAAUACCUUCCGAUAUGGAUCCAACUGUCAUAAUAUUUGGAUUUCAACCUGCAAAAACGUAUAAAGUGCAUGUCACUACACGAUCCCGAGAAAGACAAUCUCCAGAGUUUGUUUUUUCAUGUUCUACUGAUCCAAGGGGUGAGUGUAAAAUGUUACUAAUGCUCUGUAAAAAUACAACCUCAUUGUGAUUUAUUCUUAAUUUUUUAUUACAAUAUUUGUUAUCAGGGCUUCAGACUUGCUCCGUCUAUCAUUCUAGAAGGGAAAAAGGAUAAUGUCACUGUCAUAUAAAUGGGAACCACUCUAAUCGCAUAUCGAAUUUCUGUUACAGAGAAUUUACUUUGAAGUUUUCUCUUUGCAGGGGUCAUUGCAAGGUCAGUUAUUGGUGUGCUUCUUUUUGUUGCUCUGGUUGCCUUCAUUUUGUUUAAGAGACCAGAUCUAAUCAGGUUGGUUCUGCCUCAGCGACUAUAGUCAGAUUAUCCUACUCUGAACUCUGCUGAAUCAGACUAAAUUACUGGACCUUGUUUCUAUUUCCUGUAGGCGAAACAAACCAUUUAUCAGCGGUACCGAACAAAACAAUAAAAAGUCCAAGUAAGUAUAGAUUGAAUAUUCUCUAAAGUAAUCAUCUCUUAAUUUAUACUACACUUUCAGUCUCUUGGUCUUGUAUAGCACUGAGUUCCACCAAGUUUAUUUAUGUCAGCCUUUGUUCUGUACUGAUUGUAUAUGCUCAUUUUCCUACCUGUCAUAAUAUAUUGAAAGUCACUGACAUAACAAAUUAGUUUUUUUUUUCCCCAGGACUAUCUCUGUGGAUCAGUUUCCCGACCAUUUCUACCAGUUAAGUGCAGAUGCAAACAGAGGUUUCAGCGAGGAAUAUGAGGUAUGCAAAAAAAGCUUAUUGUUCCUCAUUUUUCUUCCAGUAAGAAUGCAAAACUUCCUGUUUUAGUUAAGGUAUCAAUUUGUUAUCUUUCGACCUUUGUUUCAAUCACCUGCCAUGCUAUCCAUCAACCUUUGUACAGAACCUCGCGCCUGUAGGCACUGAGCAGACUCGCAAAGAAGCUUGUCUCCCUGAAAACAAACCAAGGAAUCGUUUCAACAACGUCCUUCCGUGUAAGCCACCCUUUGACAGCUGCGUCAUGCAAUAAUGACCAUAAAUGCUCAUGAAACUGUCUAGAUACACUGACUCAUUCCAUUCUGGAUCUUUAUUUGUUGCGGCGCAACACAAUUAAGCCAUAUAUUAUUUUUUUUAUCCUAGAUGACUGGUGUCUAGUGAAGCUAACUUCAUUGGAUGCAGAUGGGAUGUCAGACUACAUCAAUGCCAAUUACAUGCCUGUAGGUAUCCCCUUAUGACUAACAAUCAUAAAGUGAAGGUGUUUUAACAGUAAUUGAACACCACCAUACCUACAUGUCCAUCCAAUAUCCAUUACGUUUUACCAAAAUAAGCUCUAGCUUUUAAGACCAAAUUUUAAAAACCAACAUCACUAAUAAUUCCAUCAAUGAGGGAAGCUGCCAAGGUUGCACCAAUAUUCAUUUGUGUUCCACCAUUGUCCUGUCAGGGCUACAACAGCAGCAGAGAGUACAUUGCCACUCAGGGUCCUUUGCCCUCCACUGUCAAUGACUUCUGGAGGAUGAUCUGGGAGCAGAGAGUGAAAGGCAUUGUCAUGGUAACCAACUGCAAAGAGAGUGGAAAGGUGAGUCCUGGUAGAGGCUAAAUCUUUAAAUGGCAGAUUUUAUAGGCAGUGCAGAUUUAAAUAUUGUGAGCUGUUGUGAAUCAUUUGCUUUAUUGACUCACAUUCUCACAAAUGGCAAACGUCAAUAUGUCCUGUUGUUACCUCCCAUUUUGAUCGAUUGCUUUCUACACACUUUAAUGAGUUUGAGACCCUUUUUUAAAAAUGUGUACCGAUUGUGUUUCCCCAGACCAAGUGUGAACAAUACUGGCCUGGAGACCAAAGACCUGUCCUGUGUGGAGAGCUUUUAGUCACCAUGACAAAUGAACAGCAGGAGCCUAACUGGACACUGAGGGAAUUUACGUUGAAACAUGUAUGUAAACAUAUAUAAAAUAUUUAUGAUGUACAUAAACAUGAUGGGCAACAACAGAGUUAAAUAUUUAAAUAAAAAUAGUAAUGAUGUUUAACUCGAUCUCCUUCAGAGCACAAAUAAUCAGAAAUAAAAAGGUUUAAAUACAGUUUGUUGAAAUUGUCAGAAUAGCUGGUUUGUUAACAAUUGAUUUCCAAGAGGAUGUUUGACUCCUUAAAUUAACAUUCACUUGGUUAGAAUUUUAGACUUACAGUAUUUUCACUCCACAAUGUAUUUCUUUUCCACAGAAAAACUACUCAGAGGUGUGCAAAGUGAAGCAUUUUCACUUCACAGCCUGGCCUGACCACAGAGUCCCGCAGGGCACAGAGGUCCUAAUCCAGUUCAGAGGACUGGUGAGACAGCACAUUGAAAGAGAAGGGACUGGAGCACCUACUGUGGUUCACAGCAGGUACACAAUAGAAAGUUCCUGAUCAUCUGCAAAGGCAUCCAUUUUAUGGCUUUUUUUUUGAGUCGCAUGAUGAAAAAAAAAACAUUCGCUUCAACACCACAAGGAUUACCUGACAAGCAUUUCUGGCGAGAAUAAGAUGGCUUUUUUCCCCCUUGUCUCUUUUAGUGCUGGAGUUGGGAGGACAGGCACGAUCAUUGCCUUGGAUGUUCUUCUUCAGCAGCUUGAGAAAGAGCGUGCAGUGGGCAUUUACUCUUUUGUGCACAAAAUGAGGCUGAGCAGACCAUACAUGGUGCAAACAGAGGUAAAAACCUCCCUGAGGUUUUAUUUCCUUGAUGAGAUACCUAAGCAGGGGCCUGCUUUGCUUUUGUUUCUGCUACCUUUAAUUAACCAUAUGUAAAAGUUGAAUUUUAAUAUUGAGGUGCAUUUGCAUCCUCUAAAAGAAUAAGUUUAUAUUGCAAUCUUUACUGGCCCAUUUUCACUCAAUCUGAUCAUGUGAUAAUCAUCUAAUGUGUAAACACACAGAUGACCACGCAUGAAUAAAUAAAUAAAUGAAUAAAUGUCAUAUUUCUGAAGGCUUGCAUACUGCUUGUAUAAAUAAAAAUUUAUCUUUGUUUGCAGUUGAUUGUGGUAAACCAGUUGAGGCUGUGGUUAAAUGCACAAAAGAAAGCGCUAGGCAGAUCAUGAUGUGUUUAUUGCACCCCUUGCUCACAGUUCUGCUUUUGAAAUAACCAGCUGCUGUGGUUUCCUUUUUUCAGUCCCAGUAUGUUUUCUUGCACCAAUGCAUCAUGGACUCUCUGCAUCAAAAUGAGAACAGCGAAGAGAACAUUUAUGAGAACGAGGACAUCAUGUAUGUGAAUGCUACUGCACUCCGAGAGUUUCGGAGUGCACAAAGGCACCCAAGCCUGAGUUGA